AGUGACAGCGAAAAUUAGGCUCCGGAUUCCUUUGAUAUUUUUGUAUGCACAAAAAGCGCGGAGGGCGGGCGGCGCGGCUCGCUACAGCGCCGUAUAUAUAGACGGGACGGCUGCGCGGCGCCCAGUCGUUCGCCGUCGCUCGCCUGCGCCCCUCGUCGGAGCUUGCGCUUUGACAGCUUUCUAGCAUUUCUAUUACAUUUUCACAAAUUUCUCUUGAAAAUACUGAACUGAUGAACAUUGAGUAGGUCGGGAUUAAUUGGUGUGUUUUGUGGAUCGGUUGAGACUGUUUGCUGUGAUUCGCCGGUGGUUUAGCCGACCUGUAGCUGCCCAGGCCCCUGUCUGCCAUUGUUCACGUCGCCAGAUAUUCGACAAUUUUAAAAAUGAAGGACGAACGUGCGAGUCCCCCGCGCGUACGCGUCGCAGUUCUCGGCAGCUCACGAGUGGGAAAGUCAGCUCUAAUUGUAAGAUACCUAACAAGGCGAUACAUCGGAGAAUAUCAUUCAAAUACAGAUCUAUUAUACAGACAGACAGUUCAGAUAAACAGCAGCCCGGUGGAAUUAGAAGUAAUAGAUGUCUCAGGCUCAAACUCGGACAAAUUUCCAGCAGAACAGAUCCAAUGGGCAGACGCAUGCCUGAUCGUGUACUCGGUGACGGACAGGAGCAGUUUCGAGUACGCCACGGAAGUCCUGAAAGCCCUGAGGAGAGCCCCCGCGACCGCGAGCCCGGCGCACGGGCCCGCGGGUGCUACCACGCCCAUGCCCUUAGCCCUUUUAGGCAAUAAGACAGACUUGGACCAUUUGAGACAGGUAACGACUCAAGAUGGUCAGAGCAUAAGUGCCGCCCAUAACGCAUCGUUUAGCGAGGCGAGCGUGGCCGACAACUCCGGCGACCUGUAUCGCUGCGUGGACCGGCUGCUCGCCGAGGUGCGCACUCCUUUGCGCACGCGCAAGUUCUCCGUCACCAAGAUGCUAGGCUCUCUUAUAGAAGUAUUUUACACAGGUGGCGCUACAAACAACAGCCAAGCGAGCCGCAGCGGGUCGAUGGUGGCGUGCCCUCGCGUGCCCACGCCGUCGCGGCCGCCGCUGGCCGCCGCGGCGCCCUGACCGCCAGCCGCGCCCGCGCACCGCGCGCGUUGAUGCCUCGCCGGCGCGGGCGCCGUAUGGCUGGCCUGCCUGCCCAUGCCCACCCGCUUCGCCGCCGCGCCGCUCUCCGCCACCAUGUGAUUUGCUACUCGUUACCGUAUUUCAGUCGGCCUAAAUUGAUGUACAUUUUAAUGAACUGUUUAUAAUAUACUUGUAUAGACCUGAUUUUAAAGAAAACUGCAAGAGUUUGUGAGAUUUAUGUGUCGACUAAUUAUCAAUUAGGCUAUAGUUUAAGAAUGAAAGUGUUAGUAACAUUGAAGUUAGUUGAGACAUAAUGAUAUAGUGCACCUUUAACAAACAUUGGUGCUGAUCUCUAUUGAUGGAGCGCAAUUCAACCAGAAGAGAACAAUGAGUAAUAAAUAUAAUGAAAAGUCCACGUCAUACGGAAAAAAUAGUUAUAGACGUAUCUGAGAUAUAUUCUUAAUUGAUGUUGUACCUAAUCAUAAGCGAGUAACUUUACGAGAUACUCAUACGGUGCAGUAGAAGAUGGAAGACAAGAAAGCGCCGUUGUUGAAUAUUAGCUAACUCACCAAACAAGCCAAAGAUGUAAUUCCUAGUCGUACAUUAAUAAAUUAUGAAAUUGUAAAUACAUUUGUUGUAGUUAUAGAUACAGAUAAACAUUUAAGAUAACCGAGAAUUAAGUUAGGUAGAUAGAUGUUAAUUUUAUAAAUGUAUUGUUCUUGCAGCCGUAUCAUGAUGGCGUGUACACAUACUGGGAAUUUAUAUAUUAAAAGAAAAAUAAUCCUGCGGUAAACGUAGCGUUAUGUUAUAAAAUUUUUGAUGGAAGUUAACUAUUGUUGGUAGAAUUAUUGGUUUUAAAAUUCUAUUAAUGAAUAAGACAAUAAAUCCCAUACCUACAAAAAAAGUUUACUAUUAUAUGUUACAUGUAAUCAUUGAAAAGAAAGUAUUAAACAUCAUCUCUGUUUUAUACCCAUUACUUACUAAAUAUAAUAACUUCUGAUUGUCUUGGUAACAAAUCAUACAUGUAGGUAGAUACACUCUCAAAAUGAGCUGACUAAAUGUUUACAUUAUAUCUGAAAAUUCUCAAAGUUUACAAACCAAAGUAUCAUUAUAAUAUAUGUAAUAUCUUAAUAGAUUCUUAAAUUUCUGGUCUAAAACCUGAACUUAAUCGUUGUAAAGCAACUAUUAUAAACCAUGAACCGAGCUUUAAACUAAUUAUCCAACAUGUCUAAUAAUUGGAUUUAUGUCUCCCAUAUGUACUAGAAAUUAGGAUGUAUGGACAUGUAAAUAUCUAGGUGUAUUUGCUUGUUAUAGAAAAAAUACAAGGGUACGAAACUGGAAACUAGUAAGAUGUUUUUGAUAUGGUUGGGUGGGGCUCAGAACUGUGCUAAAAACGGUAACUAGGUGAACAAGUGUGAUAUCUACAGUAAGUGCUGUAUUGGAAAAGGAGUGUUCUGAUUCUUAUGUAUCUAGGUAGCCUAAAUGCAAGCCUAAUACUUAUGACUAUAUAUAUGGAUGUACUCUAAAUAAUGGCCUAAAUGAAUUUUUAGUAGGUUUUAAUAGGUACUCGUCUACUCGUACUCUUUCUUACUAGUUUUCUACUUUUGCACAGUAUUAAUAUGCUAUGUAAGUCUCAAAAUACUUUGUCUCUAUAAACUUCCUUUAAAAAUAAAAAUUAAACGUCAAACUGUCUGUACACAAACAUAAUCACUACAUGUUGGUGUUGUUGGUGAAUGGCAAGAUUAAAACUAAUCAUUGUUGUUAACCCGUAAAAGUAGUUUUGGCGAAGAUGUUAAUAAUGUUUACAGACAUAGUUUAAAUUUGUGGUAUAAUGUGCACUUGUGCAUAGGGUUCCGGAAAUUUAAAUUUCCAUUGGGCCCAUUUCUAUCCGAUAAAUAUUUAUAACAUAUAAAGGUUAUAGUUAUAUAUAUUUUAAAUUAUCUACAUGUCUCAACAUAAUACUAAUGAUCAUGACAGUUUGGGUUUCUUUUGAUCUCUUUGAUUGUUCCUAAGUUCUGUUGAGAUUUGAGAUGGAAAUGUAACGGUAUACUUUUCAAAACUGUGUCAACUGAUCGAAAGCCAUAAUCGAUAUGACAACGUAUCACAAAACCACUGAUGUUGUUGUCAUUAAAAGUUAUUAUUUGCUGCCGAUUUUAUGACAUCGCCUAGAAACUCUGCCUAGAAAUGAUGUUAUUAUUUAAAAUAUACCGAAAAAUAAGAAUUUUGAGUCAUCGGUGACAAUUUGGUCAUAAUAAUAACGAUAUGGUGAGCUGUCAUGAAACGUCAGGAAAUAAUAUGGCGCCACGCGCCAGUACCAGUGCGUACAUAUUCCAUGGGCGUGCAUUGCAUUUAUGUGUUGAUAUUAUGAUAUAUUAUUUAAAUAUAAAGACUAAAAAGUCGGAACUGAUUGGAAUAAGUUGUAAAUAAUUUUGAAUUGUCUAGCUUUAAUAUGACGUAUUUAAAAUAAACUUUAUUGAAUUAUU
This is a messenger RNA of Cydia fagiglandana, 3586 nucleotides long. Its product is annotated as ras-related and estrogen-regulated growth inhibitor-like protein. Gene Ontology annotation, molecular function: GTPase activity; GTP binding. Lineage: Eukaryota; Metazoa; Arthropoda; Insecta; Lepidoptera; Tortricidae. Bases 381 to 1103 code for a protein of 240 amino acids. The transcript has 7 exons. The record is from RefSeq and is a predicted model, not a curated record.